AUGGCCCCGUCCGCCAUCCCAGCCGAAGCAACACCAACGCCGCAAUCCAAACAGCUGGUGCCGCAUUCCAAAGACGAUGCAUCAAAAGAAUUGACACCGCUUCAAGCGAUAUCCCAGGGCGUGUGUCUCCCCAGCGUCCCUCUCUUCUCCUCCUUUGAUAAACAACGCGCAUGGAUCCUCUCCCACAUGGCCGGCGCGUUCCGGGUCUUUGCCCGAAAAGGUCUCACCGAAGGCAUGAGCGGCCACAUCUCGGUGCGCGACCCGGAAAACCCGCACACCUUCUGGACCAACCCGCUCGGUAAGCACUUUGGCCUGCUCACAGCCGCCGACAUGGUGCUCGUCGACUACGACGGCAACGCCGUUGGCGGAAACCGCAGCAGGCCUGCCAACGCCGCUGGCUUCUUGAUUCACUCGGCUGUGCACAAGGCAAGGCCCGAUGUCAACGCUGCGUGCCACUGCCACGGUACCGCCGGUAAGGCUUGGAGUGCUUUUGCCAAGCCCCUUGAAAUGAUUAACCAGGACGUGUGCUACUUUUACGGCGAAGCACAUGCUGUGUACAAGGAUUUCGGGGGUAUUGUGUUUGAUGAGGCGGAGGGGAAGCGGUUAGCUGGUGCGCUGGGACCGAAGGGUAAGGGUCUGAUUUUAAGGAAUCAUGGGUUGCUGACUGUGGGUGAUACGGUUGAUGAGGCUGCUUAUUUGUAUACGCUCAUGGAGCGGUCGUGUGAGGUGCAGUUGCAGGUUGAGGCUGCGGCUGCCAAUGGCGUUCCCAAGGUUUAUGUCGAGGAUGCGGCGGCAGAGUAUACGUUUAAGAUGGGGAGUGAUCCUGAAGUUAUGUACUGGGAGUUUCAGCCGGAUCUGGAGUAUGAGUAUGAAUUGUGCAAUGGGGCAUUUAAGCAUCCUGAGUGUGAAGAGGUUAUUUGGAAGGGUUAUUAA
Molecule: messenger RNA, 933 nt
Organism: Bipolaris victoriae FI3
Lineage: Eukaryota; Fungi; Ascomycota; Dothideomycetes; Pleosporales; Pleosporaceae
Exons: 3
Coding region: 1-933 (310 amino acids)
Cellular component (GO): cytoskeleton
Molecular function (GO): actin filament binding
Source: RefSeq, a predicted model, not a curated record